AACCCACCGGUCGGCAGGUGGGAGAAGGUCGUCGGUAGCCAUGCCGUGACUUGAGACGGCCACUUUUCGCCUGUCGCUGCGUCAACAUCAGUUAAAUGUGGCUAAUUUAUAAAGACGCGAAGGUCGACACGCGAAUCAAACAGGUGAAAACAAGUCAGACGGCCAAACUGCGGGUUUAUGUCACCUCAUUAGCCACAAGCUGCUGAUGUCACUUCCUUUUUCAGGACGCACAGCGUGACAGUUUGUGCCGGGAUGAGGAAAGAUCUUGGGUUGGCACUGCUCUUGCUGCUUUUGGCAGCUGUACAGACCAACAGCGUGUCUCCACCAGGGAAACCAGUCCUGCUCGGCUGCAGGUCCCCUGAGAAGGAGACGUUUACCUGCUGGUGGGAGCCAGGCUCUGAUGGAGGGCUGCCGACCAGACACCGCCUCUAUUACGAGAGAGAAAGACUGGAGGGAGUGUAUGAGUGUCCAGACUAUCGGUCAGCAGGGAGGAACUCCUGUUUCUUUGACAAGAACCACACCUCCAUCUGGGUGGACUACUACCUGACAGUGGUGGCCUCCAAUGCCCUCGGGAAUGCCACUUCAGACACCUUUAAGAUUGACGUGAUGGAAAUUGUGAAGCCUCAUGCUCCUGAAAAUGUAACGCUGCUGGUGGAGGAGAGAGAGGACAGUCCACAUCUCUAUAUCAGAUGGGAGCGUCCCCGCAACACGGACACCAAAUCCGGCUGGGUCACCAUUAAAUAUGAACUAAGGGUCAAGCAAGAAAACAACAAGUGGAAGGAGUACAUGUCAGGCACACAGACCCAUUUCAGCCUGUACAGCAUCAGCCCUGGGUCAGUGUACAUGGUUCAGGUGCGCUGUAGGCUAGACCACGGCUCCUGGAGUGAGUGGAGCAACACCACCGACGUGAAGGUCCCUAACUAUCUUCGGAAUGAGAGACCAUUUUGGAUAUUGGUUUCCAUCGUCUCUUCAAUUCCAUUUAUAGCAGCGAUGUGCAUCUUGAUCAUAAAGAGAAAAUAUGUGAAGCAGUGUGUUCUGCCUCCUGUUCCUGGUCCAAAAAUAAGAGGGGUCGAUUUUCAGCUUCUCAAGAGCGGCCGAUCUGAAGACGUCAUUAAUGCUCUGAUCGUCAACCAGAACUUUCCUCUUAUGGUGGCCUGGAAGGACCAGAUGGAGGAGUACCUAAUGGUGACUGAGAAUGACAAUGGGCUUCUGCCAGAUCCCUCCAGCUGUCAAAAGAGGAAGAAAAGCUUGAUUAUUCCUGCUGGCUUCCGCUUAGAUCCGGAAAUCCAAUGUAAGGAGUCGCCGCCCAGACAAAAAGGCCAGGAGAAGGCUGGGGUAACAAAAAAUGAAAUGGAUAGCUUCGCAAAGAGCAAGAAGUCUCUCCCCGGAGAGAGUUUGUCAAACUUGGAGCCUGCUCAGAAACCACAGUGCACAAGUAUACACUUUGUAAACACAGAGGCAACAGAACAGGGUCCAUCAAACCAUGAGAACACCAGCAAACCCUGCACAAACAGUGGUUAUGUGGAUAUUCAGAGACAUGUGGAAAGCUUACGGGAGGUGGAUGUAAAACAGGUGGACUACAGCAGAGUAAAAGAGGUGAACGCAAACAAUACUAUCAUCCUAGAGACAGAAAAUCUCCCACUGAACAGCUCUGGCUACAUGGAUGUUCAGAGACGAGAGGAGGGCGUAUCAGAGGACUACAGCAGGGUGAAAGAGGUGGACUGUAUGAUCUUCCUGCAGAAACAAAAUGCGUCAGUCGACGCUUCCUGUAGAGAGAAGGGUAACCAGUACACAGACUGUGCCCUUCAGAAGCCAAGAAAUCCUCGUGUGACUGGAGUCUGUAAAGUGGGAGUGUGCACAGAACUCAUCGAUAGCGGAUAUGUAGAUACUAUCCCUGCAUCACCUUUAAUGUAAAGGUUUGGUUUGUAUACAUUUUGGGCUGCCACUAAAGAUUAUUUUCAUUGUCGAUUAUUUUCUUGAUUAUUCGAUUAGUUGUUUGGUCUAUAAAACGGCCUCAAAUGUCUUGUUUCAUCCACAACCCAAAGAUAUUCAGUUUGCUGUCAGGGAGGAGUGAUGACACUACAAAAUAUCCACAUUACAGAAGCUGGAAUCCAAGAGUUUCUUUCUUAAAAAAUUACCCAGAAUGAUUUAUCGAUUAUCAAAAUAGUUGGCAAUUAACUAAUCAACUAAUCAAUUAAUUGAUUAAUUGUUGCAGCUCUAUAUGCAACGUUACCCUAGCAGCACCACAAGGCUAACAUUUGUUGUGUGUAUUCAAGGUCCCUUGAGAAUAAACCUUCAAUUUCAAAUUUCAGUUUGACCAAAUAGCUGCAGAGUUUAUGACAUUCUCAUCAGCCUCAACUGAGUACUCAUUAGACGGUGAUCAUGGUGGACACUGUACCUGCCAAACAUCAACUGUAACACAUUUAGCUCAAAGCACAGUUCAGCCUCACAGAGCCAAAGUCUUGUACAAUGGAGCUCAAUGACACAGAGGACUAUGCUGCUGAAUAUCAGGCUUUGGCUACACUGAACACUUGUUAGCGGGAUCAGUUUCUGUUGGUUUUGGUCUUUUCAUGGAACUGGUUGAGAUUAAGACAAAUAUCACCAGACGUACCCUUUAAAGAGUAGUUGGCGAUGAAAUAGUUACAUAAUGGUUUUGCAGUCGUUUUUGCGUCAGGCUAAGGCGAACUUUCAAAACUGCACACUAGAGACUGCUCCACUUUGCCUCUUUCAUAGUUGUCACACUACAAGAGAACAUGCACGACAGUCAAAUUAUAAAUGAGGCGACAUAUUCCAAUGCAAACAAGAAGCAAAUCUGCUUAGAAGACUGUGUUUUCAUUUGAUCCAGUCAAACUGAAGGUUUACUAGAAUCUGAACAGACUGCACAUAAACAUGUUCGGAGUCUAAUCAACUAAACAGUUUAUUUUACAAGACACUGUUUAUUUAAAAAUGCAGCUCAUUUUCGGAGAACGCCUGUUCCUGUAACUCAUUUGACACAUCCAGUUUCAUUUCAAAUGUUACACAGGAUUUUUGAAGGAGCUUGAAGAUGUUAGCAAAUUAUAUUCCAGUUUUACCUUGGGACCGGACAUCGUUUAGGAAUGAGAUGGAGGGUAGGAGGGCAGGAAGAUAAUUCAAAUGUGUUAACACAGGUGAUUUCUAAUGAUUUAGUUUUAUUUUUGUUUCAUAGAAACGAAGGAAGUAGACAGCAUUUCUACAAUGCGUGUUGUACAUUUUAAGCACUGUGACUGCUCUUGAAUGGUAUUUGCAUAGUGCAGUUUAAACUGAUGAUUGUUGCUGCAUCAGCUUGACAGAAGCUUGAAGAGUAAACAUACAUUUUUUUUGGCUUUGGUUUAUUUUGUGAAAUAUGGUGUUCACAGUUAUUUCAUGGAAUAUGUUUCUUCUUUUAUUUCAAACAAAUAAAAUGUUUAAGUAAACAACAAUCUAAUAUGCAAUGACAUAUGUUUAGUAUUAAAAAUAACAAUUCCUUUUUCUUUAUAUUUAUCUAAACAGAUCCCAGGUGGUUAGAUUUUAGAUUUGUAGUUUUGAAGACUGUGUGAUUUUGGGAUGCCUCAGGAAAGCGUACUUGGUCCCCUAUUCUUCCUCUUGUAUAUUAAUGACCCACUCACUUUAAGACUACUACAACUUGUCCUCUUUGUGUAAAUAACACUUGAUACUUUGAUACUUUGCUUGAAAAAGGAAAUUAAUCAACUCCUCUGAUUCUAAUUUCCUUUUAACAUGCAACAACUGAAGCAUCUCUGUAUUAAUGUAUUAAAAAAAUAAUUUAUUGUUUAUA
This is a messenger RNA of Chelmon rostratus (copperband butterflyfish), 3790 nucleotides long. RefSeq names its product prolactin receptor b (gene prlrb). Gene Ontology annotation, molecular function: cytokine receptor activity; protein binding. Gene Ontology annotation, biological process: cytokine-mediated signaling pathway. The coding region runs from base 253 to 1914 and encodes 553 amino acids. Gene Ontology annotation, cellular component: external side of plasma membrane. Lineage: Eukaryota; Metazoa; Chordata; Actinopteri; Chaetodontiformes; Chaetodontidae. The transcript has 9 exons. The record is from RefSeq and is a predicted model, not a curated record.